AUGAGUUCCAAUCCACUUGAAGUCAUUGACGUAUCGCUAGAGGACGCAGCGACGGCGUCUCAGCUCGUGCAAGCAGCCUCUUCGCAAGGGUUUCUCUUUGUCAAAGGCCACGGCUUUAACGCUGAAGAGGUAGCAGCUUUGUUUGAUGUGUCCAAGCAAUUCUUUGCUCAAGAAAGAGAGCAAAAGGACAAGUUGGCGAUGGAUAAGUCCAACUUUGGUUAUCAAUACGGGGUGGAAUCAUUAGCGCUGAACGCGACGCCAGACCCAAAGGAAACGCUUAACAUGGACCCAUUGAACAUUCCCGAUAUUGAGGGGAAGCACAAAUUGGAGUCUGCAGUCACCAAGCUUCAGGAUCUAGCUAUGACUAUUCAUCGGGCCUUCGCUGUGGGACUAGAAAUUGAUGAAUCUGCCGGUGGAGCCGCCUAUUUUGACUCAAAGUACGCCAAGGACAAACCUCUGGGUCUGGUGUUUCGGUUCCUUCAUUACCCUGGCCAACAACUGUUAAAUCCUAGCGAACAGAUUCGUGCUGGAGCUCAUACAGACUAUGGGUCAAUUACACUUUUGUUUCAACAAAAGAACCAAGAAGGGUUGGAAAUCUACAGUCCCGUGUCUAAGAAAUGGCAAGCGGUGCCAUUUAUUGAUGCCGAUAACGACGAUGAAGCUCCACCAAUUAUUGUAAACGUUGGCGACCAACUAUCGUACUGGACGGCAGGGUACUUACGACUGACUAUCCAUCGUGUUAAGUUCCCCGAAUCUGUGCAGAGAACCGGUCAGGACCGGUACUCGAUUGUCUACUUCUGUCAUCCCGAUGACGACACUCUUCUUGAACCAAUCCCUAGUCGUGUGAUUGAGGCCCGAGGUAACACACGGGGAGCAAAUAGUGCCAAGGAGACGUUGACGGCGAAGCAACACCUUUUGAACCGGCUUUCAGCCACGUACGGUUGGCAAUACUAG
Molecule: messenger RNA, 954 nt
Organism: Diutina rugosa
Lineage: Eukaryota; Fungi; Ascomycota; Pichiomycetes; Serinales; Debaryomycetaceae
Exons: 1
Coding region: 1-954 (317 amino acids)
Molecular function (GO): dioxygenase activity
Source: RefSeq, a predicted model, not a curated record